Molecule: messenger RNA, 2172 nt
Organism: Pedinophyceae sp. YPF-701
Lineage: Eukaryota; Viridiplantae; Chlorophyta; Pedinophyceae
Source: the annotation of a GenBank genome assembly
AUGAAUUACCGCAUGGUGGAGCCGAACUCCAAUCUGGACUUCAUGCUCGCGGACCGCAUGGAGCAGCUGCAGCAGGAGGUGCAGCUCGAGGGGGCCAUCCCUGCGGACAUGCUGGCUCAGUUUGACGAGUGCAUCGCCAAGUCGCCAGCGGAGCGCAAGCGCGAGGACAUCGACUUCCUGGUCGCCAUAUGCAACCGCAUGACCCAGAGGUUCCGCAUGCUGCCGCACGACGUCAUGUCGGAGCUCAUGCGCUUCGCGGCAGCGGACCGGGUCCCCACUGGAGCCUUUCUCCUCGAGCAGGGGGCGAUCGCGAGUAGCACGUACCUCGUUCUCGAGGGCGCACUCGCGCAGGUGGAGCGCGGCGGCGUCCGAGGCGGGUCCACGGCAGCUCGCGCCAUGUUCGAGCGAGCCGAGAUGGACCGGAGCUCGAACCGGUCGUUCCGCAAGAGCCUCGUGGGGGGCGGUGUGGCAGUGGAGAGCAACGCUCGACCGGCGCUCCCGAGCGCUGACGGCGGCGUUCCGCGGCGGCGGAAGUCGUCGUCGAUCUCGGUCUCCCCCGACCACAAGCGCCGCCCGUCGAUUCACAGCGGCGUGGAGCGCCCAUCAACGCCUUCCAAGCCGCGUGUGUCCAGCAAGGAGCGCCGCGUCUCGGUCGCGGAGCACAAGAACACCGAGCACGUCACCGCGCGAGCCAGCGACCACGAGGACGCGGGGGACAACGACAGCAUCCUCGCCGACGACGACCCGCCGGCGGGAGACCACGCCACAGUGCUGCGCACGCAGCCCUCGCUGUCGGACGCCAUCGAGGCGCGGAUGAACGAGGAGGUCGUCACGCGCCUGCACCUGCCUGGGGCUAUGCUCAGCGGGGCCGGCGCGGGCGGGGACGACGACAUGGGCGACGCAACGGACCACGUAGUGGCCGCGUCGCAGGUGGCUCUCACGGAGGUCCGCGUGCUGCGCAUCGACCUCGAGCUGCUCGACCGGCUCAUGACGGAGCACCAGCAGUUCGACCUCGAGCGCAAGAUGCGCGCCGUGGCGUCCGUGCCCAUGAUGGGCGGCCUGCCUGAGUCGGCGAUUCGCGGGAUCGCGGAGUCGGCGCGCACGCUGCGGUUCGGCCCGCGGGCGGUGAUCUGCCGGCAGGGGGACCCGACGGAGUGCGUGUACAUUAUGUUGUCCGGGGAGGCGUCGGUGGUGCGCCGGAUGGCGGUGUCGGAGGUGAAGAGAGGAAUGGCGCCGGGGGGGGGUGCGCACCUGCGUCAGGAGGACCUCCUGGAUAUUGCGCCGGAGCUGUACCCGUUCUACGAGGACAUCGUGAAGGCGCGCCGGCACAAGAAGUACGGCGACACGACGCAGAAGCGCGCGAAGAACCGCUGGAAGGCCGGGAACGAGGGCGUGGUCAACGUUCGAGAGAUGCGCAAACAGAAGACGUUGCUGUUCGACGACACGCGGUCCAUCAUGUCGACGCUGAAGAAGAUGCCCAACGCGCAGUUCCCGAUGGCGCACAAGAGCACCAUCACGAUCGCGCCCACGAUGCACUCGGGCGAGCCCUCUGAGGAGCCCUCGAUGCAGGAGCUGAGCUUGGAGCCGCCGCCGGAGCAGGGGGGGUCUCCGCCGGGCAGCGACACGCCGCAGGGGGGGCGCUUGACGGCCGAGGCGGAGCCGAGCGCGAGCGACGUGCGGUUCGCGGACGAAUCGGAGCAGAAGCCGGCAACCAACGCGGGGCCGUCGUUUGUGCGGGCAGGGCGAUCGGUGAGGUCGACGGUAUCGCGGCUGGACAGCGUGGCGAAGGUGACGGAGCGGAUGCUGCGGGAGAAGGCGGAGCGCGAGAUGGGCGACGUGUACUUGGAGCUGGCGCAGGUGGGCCCGGGGGCGUGUUUCGGCGAGCAGGGGGUGUUGCAACAGAGCACGCGGUCCGCGUCGAUCAUCUGCAACUCCGCCGCGGAGGUGAUGCAGAUCUCACGCCUCGACCUCCUCACGCGCGUCCCGGACAGCGUCAAGGCUGCUCUGCACAACGUCGCGCAGAGCUUCAAGAACAAGGAUGACGGAGUGCUUCUGCGGCACCUGGACGCAAUGCGUUGCUGGAGCGACUUCCGGCGCAGCUGCAUCAAGGACGUGAUGGACGAUAUGAAGCGGAAACGCGACGCCAAGCUCCCGGUGUAUUUCCGACGGUAG